UCGUGGCUGUAGGCUUAUUUUUUGUAGGACUAGAAAGUAGGACUAGGACUUCUCGAGUCCCGAAUACUGAUCAUCUCGUCUCCGAUUUUCUCGACGGUUCUCGUAGCUCGCGACUCCCCGUCUUUUAUAUGUUUUUAUAUAUAAUCUAAUUCUAAUAUCUAAUAUAUUGUAGAUUGUAGUCCGUACUUUGUAGUUAGUUAUUUCAAGAUGGCGGCAAAGAGUGGUGGUGACGUUUAUUGGAGUUCUGUUAUAAAACCAAUUUUAACUGCACCUUAUGGGUGUUUCAAUACAAAAUAUAUUAUUGACCUAGUCAAAGUUAUAAUUCAAUGUGAACCAGAAUUAAUAUCCCACGAUGAAGAAUGUGAAGGCUUUUAUACAUCGUUUGUUGCAUUGGCAGCAGAUUAUAUCGGUACCUGUGCAAGUACUUUUACUAAAAAUCAAAUACCUGUUGUUUGGCAAGCAUGUAGAAUAUUAUUAACAUAUUUAAUCGGUAAAUUACCGCAACAGACUUCUCAACCAGGAGAAAGUAAUGGUCCAACUAUUUUAACAACACGACAAUUAUUGUUAUCAAUAAGAGCAUUAUGUAUUGGAGAUUCUUUACUUGCAAACUCAGAAGAAGUUGCUUUAAUUGCUAUAAUGAAAAAUACAAAAGUUCCUCAAAGUGUAAAAAAUUCACCUACAGUUGGUGAAAAGGAAAGUCCUCCACAACCAAUAAAAGAAACAAAACGUGUUCGUAAUGAUUUAUCAACAAGUAUUUUAGAACAAUUAACUAUGCCUUUACAAGAUUUUGCUAUCAAUAAUGACACUGCUUUUGAUAGUAAUAAUAAAUCUAAUUCUGAUAAUGCAAGCAAUGAACGAGGAACAGAUAUAAAGUUAAUGUUCAUUGCAAACAAUAUCAAUACUCUUCAAAGUAUGGGCGCAGGGGAUAUACUUCUUAAUAUGUGUUCCAAUCUACCACAUUUAUCUCGUUAUGCAAGAAAAUAUCAAGCAUACUUGAACAGAAAAAGUUUUUGCUUACCAGCAAAUCAAUCGGAAGCUCAUACAAUACGUCAUAGUCUUCAUUCUGUUGUCAAUGAUAUUAAUAUUGUACAUAAUAUUGUAUCUUUACCAAUUCUUGAACCAUUGACCCCAGCAAAAUUAGAAAAAUUGUCAUUGCUAACUAUGGCUUGUCUUUACUGUUCAAUUGCAAAUGCUACAGCAUCAAGUAUUGUUGGAAUUACUAAUGCAAUUUCACCAAAAUGCAAUUCUAAUGCAAGUGUUAAUCCACAAAGUAGUCAAAGUACUAAAAGUACUGAAGAAGAAUAUGAUGCAUUAGCUAUUACAGUUGUAGAACGAAGUUUAGAAAUUUUUACUUUAGUUUCCAAUAUAAUUAGACAUAGUACAAGAGCUGGUGGGCAUAUACUUCAAAAUCAUUUAUUAAUUGGUGUAUGGCUUUUGGUGGCUGGUUUACAAGCUCAAUUAUCCGUUAGUAGUUUUAGUGUAACUGAUAAAGGAAAAGAAGAAAAAGGAAAAUCACCGAGUAAAGCACGCGAUGGAAGUGGUAGAAUAAAUUUAAUGAAAGUACAACAAGGCUUUGGUGUUUUAUCAGUGGCCUUAGCAUCACAUGCACUUACGUUAAUGGGUGCUCUUUUAGAAGAUGUUUCUGUUGAAGCUGGCGUAGAACAAAUUUCACCACCAGAACCAGCUCCUUUAGAUAUUUUAGCUACUGCUACAGCUUUAGAAAGAGUAUCGACAUUUUUCCAAGCUGCACCUUUAAAUCAUUUAUUGUUUUAUUUAGCAACUAUAAGCUAUCGAAAAGCUUGCACACUUAAAAGAAUACAAAAACAUCCUCUUGAAGGUGAUACAUUAAGUCAAUCUGAUUCUACAACUUAUUAUGAAGAUCUUUAUAGUUGUUCUGAAAGUUCCACUGAUCAAGAAGAAGAUAGUGAACCUAUUUUGGGACUUUGGUUUGAAGAGACUUUAGAUUCAUCUGAUGGACCUCCUGCUAGUACAGCAAAAGAUACUAAUGAAGAAGCAAAUACAGAACGCAAUGCAACUGUAGUACCUGAUAAUCGAGAGCCUCAUGGGUACAUUGCAUUAGCAACUCAAAUUUUUCAAUUCAUGAAUCAACAUUUGAUUGGCAGCAGAAGUGCCUAUGUAAGAGAAUAUGUUGUCAAUGGUUUAGUAGAACAACAAAUGGUAAUAUUAGCUGCAAUAAUAAGAGAUUUAGACCAUGAAGCAGCUCGUACAGAGACAGGUACUAUUUCAGUUUUUUAUGGUGCCACAUUAGGUGCAAUGUAUUCUGAAUUUUCACAAGCUUUAAGUCGAUAUACACAUAAUUUAUUAGCAAGAAAUACAUUGAGUGAAACUUUGCAGAAUACUUUGCUUCACCACUUAGGGGUUAGUCCUUGGUCAACUGAAAGUGCCAAUUCUUCAUCUUGGCCUUUACAAGUAUAUCCAAGAACACUCAGUGUUCUUGCUCAGAUACUUCUAUUAAAACCACAAUCAGAGAAAGAAGCAGCUUGUAUUAGCAUUUGGCAGAGAUUAGUAACAACAAUGGUUGAAAAUGUUUGUAAUCCUCCUAUGACUUUUGAAACUGAAAACGAAGAUUUGAAUGUAGAACAUGCCCAACUUGUUCUUUUUCUUUUUCACUCAUUGAAUUUAAUGCAAAAGAAAUCUGUACUUCUUGUAACGGGUAGUGGAGCAGUUCGAUGUAGCGAAGCAAUUAAAAGUCCAAUGAAGGAUUCGCAAAUAUUACAUUUAUCACGUUUACUUCUUCUUCUCGAAUACAUGAUGAAACAUUUAUACGAUGCACCUACUAGUUUACUAGAACAAGUUCAAUGGAAUUUGUUUUCUGCUACUAGUCUAGUCUCUGAUACUAAAGAAGGACCUAAGCAAGCUGCAAGAAUUUAUACUCCAUGGAAAGAGAUUGAAGAUAAUUAUCGAAAUUUUGGUCCACAAGAUGAAUUUUCCAUGAAACCACGAUUUUACAAUCUGACUACUUAUGAUUUUAAUAAUCAAGAUACACCUAAAUUAGAUGGAUUGGCUUAUAAUUUUAUUUUGGGAACGCCCGAUAAGAUGAAAUAUCCAUUAUUGAUUGAUGCUCUUAUCGAUAUUUUGAAUAUUUUAAACCAAACUAACUUACCUAGAAAAUCUGGAUCAGAGAAUAAAGACAAAAUGAGCUGUACUGGUUUAUUUGCUACGCAAUACUGCUUUUCCAUUUGUUGGAGAUUAUUACUCAUGUUACCACCAUCGACCCCUUACAUGGAUAAACUUGCUUUAGGAGAAGAAAUUCCAGCAGGUCCACUUUUACUUCAUUCUUUAAUAUGGGGACCACGUGCUGCUUAUAAAACUUUCACUGGUUGGAUGAAGGAUUGUUUGGUUAAACAAGGCAUGUACACAGAAUAUGCAAAAAAUUUAUUAAAAACAGUUUCAUCAACUGUUAAUUCUUUAAAAUACGAUGUGGCACUUGCAAAAAAUUGUAUAAAAUCUUUAAAACCAGAGGUUAACGCAAAUGAAAAAAUUAUACCAAAAUCGUCUUUACCAAAACUGAGUUCACUCUGUAUUUUAGCUGCAGUAAUAGGAAAAUUGCAAGUUGUAAUGGAUGAAAGUAUAUGGAAGUCUACUAGUGAUAAUAUCGAAGCUUCAAAAGUUCAACAAACAACAGAGUCUACUGCUUCAAACGCAAAUAAACUUGUUGUAGAAAUAUUACCACAUAUUUUAUCAUUGACUGAUGCAAUUUUAGUGUCGUGUCGAUCUAAUAUUUUAUAUCAAAUCCAAGAAACUUCGGAAAAUAGUAAAAAGUAUACGAUGAGAGAUUUUCUUAUUCUUGAUGAAAUAAUUUGCAUGAGUGGUGCAACUUGGGCAAGUGAACCUUCGCUAAUUAGUCUGCUACCAAACAAUGUGCGAUCAGUACUCGAUAAAUGGAAAAAUAUAAAUUUUUCUCAUGUUCCUUGGAACAACUAUGCCAAUGAUAUUAUUCCAGCUGAAAGUUAUAUUUUAACAACUAUUAAUCAUCACAUUAAUUCUUUAUCGGAAUACGGAUCAUUUUCUAUUAAUCCAUCUUUGAAAAAUUUAUUAUAUUCAUUGGUCACAUUUAUCAUGGAAUAUGUAAAAUCUACAACAGAAAAUUCUGAAAUUCGAAAUCAUGCUAUAGAUAUUCUUAUUUCAUUAACAAUGGAUAUGCGAACAGAGUCUUUCCAUAAAUUGGCUUCAGCAACUCUGAAUACCUUGAUUGGUGAGCCAGAGAGUGAAGUUCGACAGAUACGAGAACAUUUAUUUGUACUCAAUCGUACAUAUAAUUUAAUCGUUGAUUAUACCAGUAAUUCCGAUGAUACGAUUAACAUAUCAAUUGAUGGAAAUAUUUUAAAACAAUGUAUUAAGUAUUGGGAACAAUUAUUAGAAAAACCAGUCGGUUGUAAAGCUUUGGAUCAAUUUUUUGCACCAAACACAAAUAGAACGCUUGUGUCAGUUCUUCUUUCAAUAGCAUCACCACAAUCCUCUCAACAGUUCAGUAACCACGUAUUACACUUUUUUAAUAAACUUUUUAAAGCCGCUGAAAAAGAAAACGACGGCUCUCUUGAUCGACUAUGUAGAUCAGUAUCCAAUUUAGCUAAAGUGGAUAAUGAAAAGCUCCAAUCAUGGCUUGGACAUGUUAUUCUUGGAACUUCAAGUCUUGCUUCAAACACACCACCUAAAAAUUUACCAGCGCCAGUAGUUCCAUCAGCUUCCAUCACAACACCUGUUGCUUCCACUUCUGAAGAAGCACCUAAAAAUGAUACAACAAAUAAUAUUCAAAAUAAUGAACAAGUUCAAGGGCAAUGGCAAACAUUAUUGACAGACGCUUCAACACCAAAUAAUCAAGCACCAGCGUCAAUUGAAGAGCAACCGUCUUUACUAGAAAAUAAUCAAUUGCUUCGAGCACUUACUAGUUAUAUUGUUAAAGAACAUAGUAUUGUCAGCGAUGGGGUAUCAGUUACCAUUCUUCAAGGCCUUAUACCAAUAGCUUCUCGCAUUUUGUCUACAUCUGCAGAAGGUGUGAGUUUUUCUGAAUUAAUGCAAGUAAUGUCAACUCUAGCGGAUGCUGGAUCUGAUAAAGGUCACGUUUUGCUUUUUCAAUCUGCUAUUAAAUGGAUAGAGCUGUGCAAGGGACAGCUCUUGAUUAAAGAACCACAAAAUCUUGACAAGUCUUCAUCAUAUAUAGAAGCAGGAUGUUGUAUAUUGAAUUAUGUAGCCGAUAUUAUGAAUGCAGUCUGUCCUCAGAAACUUAUUCAAGAUCGUGCAACGAGUCCACCAUGGGAAGGUGCGCAGCCAUGUAAUGACGUUACGGACAGUGAUUGGAUCGAUGAAAUCGCUCACGAUGAUGACGACAGCGGUGCUGAAGACUCGGACGAGGAUAAUCUGUGCAACAAACUUUGUACAUUCACUAUAACACAGAAGGAAUUUAUGAAUCAACAUUGGUAUCACUGCCAUACUUGUAAUAUGGUAGAUGGCGUAGGGGUUUGCUCGGUCUGUGCCCGUGUUUGCCAUAGGGGUCACGACGUCACCUACGCCAAGUAUGGUAACUUUUUUUGCGACUGUGGUGCAAAGGAAGAUACAUCCUGUCAGGCACUUACAAAAAGAAGUCCUCAGAGUUCUGAACAUCCAACUACUAAUGGAGCAUCAUAUCAUAAUGCUAACGGAAACAGUGAUAGUCAAAUGUUAUUGACAAGUAGUCUUAGACGUAGAGCAUCGAGUCCUGUGCACUUCAAUGAAAAACACGAACGAAGUACAAAAGACAAGCAAAAGCAACAAGCUCUCGCUAAACAAUUAGAAGGUUCAAAGGAUUGGAUCUUAUCGAAAUUGUGGGGCAGUGGAUUAGUUCUUUCGUUAGUAGAACUGACUAAUGGCUUAAUACCAGCAGUCGAAUCAUCUUGUGAAAAAUUUUCACCCGUCGGUUGUCACUCACGAGCACAAGCUGCUUUGUCACAACUGCACUAUGUACAAAAAAAAUUCGAACAUACCGAUCAACUUAUGCUACCAACACUUGGAUCGCAAGAAGGAGCUUUUGAAAAUGUGCGAAUGAAUUAUUCAGGUGAUCAAGGACAAACUAUUCGUCAACUUCUAUCUGCACAUAUGAUUAGAAGAGUAGCUAUGUGCUGUUUAUCUUCUCCACAUGGAAAGCGACAGCAUCUUGCCGUGUCCCAUGAAAAAGGAAAAAUCACAGUUCUGCAAUUAAGUGCUCUUUUAAAGCAAGCCGACUCAUCGAAGCGUAAAUUAACUUUGACUCGCUUGGCUUCAGCUCCGAUUCCAUUCACUGUUCUCUCAAUGACGGGCAACCAAUGGAACGAGGACUUUUUGGCAGUUUGCGGUCUUAAGGACUGCCAUGUACUUACGUUUAAUAGCACGGGAACUGUUUCUGAUCAUUUAGUAUUACAUCCCCAUCUUGAGACUGGCAAUUUCAUCAUUAAAGCGAUCUGGCUUCCAGGUUCUCAAACUCAGUUGGCUCUUGUUACAGCUGACUUUGUUAAGAUUUAUGAUUUAAGUAAGGAUGCCCUGUGUCCUCAGUACUAUUUCCUCGUACCAACUGGAAAAAUACGCGAUUGUACUUUUAUACACACGGAAAGCAAUGAAUUUCAUAUGCUAUUGAUGUCAUCUGCUGGUUAUAUAUAUUGUCAGGCUAUGGAUGAAGAGAGUUUAGCAAAGCAUGGACCUUUCUUUGUCACCCAUACUCUCAUUGUCUAUCACUCCGAUAUCAAGGAUAAUGGACAAGUAUGUGGCGGCGGAGUUUCCAUUUAUUACUCACAUGCAUUGCAGCUGCUUUUCUUUAGUUAUGGCAGUGGCAAAAGUUUUGUUGCACCUAUGAAGUAUGUUGAUGACAUCGAUCAUGUUAAUAUGAUUAACAUUUCUAAUAAGGCGAACGGUAGUGGAGGUAGUGGCAGUGGCAAUAAGUCAAACAAUAAUCAGCCUCAGCCAUUGUGUCAGUGGAGCGAAGUAGCCAAUCAUCCGGGUCUCGUUUGUUCGGUUCUUCAGACCAGCAAUAAUCCUGUUAUUUUCAUGAUCAAGCCAGAUACGAUAAUGAUUCAGGAGAUUAAAGUUGUGCCAGCCAAAGCUAAAAUUAUGGAUAUGGUAGCAAUUCGACAUCCAAGUUCAAACGCGGAACACCGUACAACUUUAAUUCUUUUAUGUGAAGAUGGCAGUCUUAGAAUCUAUAUGGCUGCUAUGGAACAAACUGGAUUUUGGAUGUCAUCGAGCGUACAGCCGGUAGGAUUGAUUUCAAACUUGAAACAGACAAAGAAAAAGAAGACUCUGAAAUCGAAUAAACCCACGGCUUCCGUUAAUUUCCCAAUUGAUUUCUUCGAGCAAUGCCAGGUGAUGAACGAUGUUGAAUUCGGUGGCAAUGAUUUACUGCAAGUUUACAAUGUUCUGCAAAUUAAACAUAGAUUGAACACUACUGGUAUGUAUGUUGUUUCAACAAAACCUAGGGGAUUUACUGUAGAAGUUACAAAUAACGACCCCAUUUUGGUUAUGACGGGAAUUCGAGUUCAACUGGGAACUCAAGAUAUACAACGAGCCCCAUUAUAUAUAAAGGUAUUUGGAAGAAGUAUUGUUAGAGCAACAUUGACACGAAGUCGGUGGUUUGAUAUACCAUUAACAAGAGAAGAAAGUCUUCAGGCAGAUAAGAAACUUAUAAUCACAUUCGGUUCCUCUCAUGAUCCAGAAGAUGUUACAAUGGUUGAUUCUAUCAAAAUAUAUGGAAAAAGUAAAGAUGCUUUUGGAUGGCCGGACGAGUCGGAAGAUAUUCCUGGAGGGCAAUCAGCGCCUGCACAGGUCACAACAGGAGCUAUUGCAAAUACUAAUUCAGAUAAUCCAACGGUUUCACCAACAUCGUUAACUGCUAUAGAUAAAAUGGUUUCAAGUAUACUCGAAGUUUUGGAGUCGUCAUUCACAUUGUCUACUGAUGAGACUAAAGCAACAUUAAAACAAACAGCAGUUGAAGUUGCUUCUAAUUUAUUGACUUUACCAACACCUCCAUCUGUGCAAAUUCAUACUACUGCACUCCUUGCAGCUCUACAUAAUUCAAAAUCUAAUUAUCACUCGCACAAGGAUCAAGUCUUGUUAACUCAUGUUCUUGAUUCAUUGAAAGCAAUGCGCGAGACUGAAGACCCUUGUGAUAUUGAUGCUGAAAACUUUUAUCGAUUAAUUUUAAUUGUAAGAAGUGUAGCAGUUACUCGUCCACAAAAUUUGUAUAAAUUUGCUGAACAGAAUUCAGUAAAAGCAAUUGAUGAGAAUUCAAUUUUCAUUUUCGAACAAGAUAGAUUGGCAUCUCAAGUAACAAAUGAAGAAAAUAAUAAUCUGCACUUAAUGCUCCAGUUGAUGAACGUCUUAUGGUUGCUACAUGCUGCUUAUCCAAAAAAUUUAGCACUAGUGCCAGUAGUGGUCCCUGGGCUUACCCAUACAGAGGCUAUUAUUCAUGCCAUUAUUGAGAUAAUUCAUGCUUUCACAAUAUGUGAUAUGGAUGGUUUCACUCCAGUAGCAGCAAAACUUUAUUUACAACUUUUACUUAGUUCUGACACAACUAUUAGCUUUAACGCGAAACAAGCCAUAAUAAAAGUACUACGACCACGAUACAAACGACGUAGAGUUUAUAUACCAAGUCCUCCACAUUAUUCCAAUUCGAAUAUGACAGUAAAAACUGAGGACAAGCCUUUGGCAGUGAUACCACAGUCACAACCACUAGAACCACCUGAGGUUGAUGAGCAGUUCGACGUCGAUAAUGUCGUACCAAUGGUGUUAUUGGGUGCAGAAGGUGGUAAUCAAGCGGUUAACGCGGCAGCACGAGCGGUUAAUCCUUUAGAAGCUCUUCUUGGUCCAGGUGGCUUUCCACAGCUUCUUGAUAUUCCUCAGGCUGAGGACGACGAGGCCAUGGUUGAAUUCGCUAUUGCGCUUAGUAUGCAGGAUACAGAAGCUGGCGGACAGAUAGAGGUCCUACAGCAAGGGUUUCAGCAGGGAUUAGCAAAUCUUCAAGCUCUUGAAGCAUUAGGAAAUCUUAGUGGACAAGCAUUGCAAAGACUACAGGAUCUUGCUCAAGGACUCGCUCAGGUGCAGGGUUCUGCUCAGGGACAAGAGGCAGGCCAUUAUUCUGAUACUACUGCUUCAGCUGGAGGUUCGGAUGAUGAAGGAUCAACAGCAGCGACCGAUGGCAGUACAUUAAGAACAUCACCAGCUGAGCAAGGUGGCAGUGGUGGUAGCAAAGGAAGCGAAAGUGGUGGUAGCGAAAGUGGCGGCAGUGCAGUCGACAGCAUAAUGGGCGAGCAGAACGUAUCUGGUCGCAGUUCGGCAUAUGGAGAUGGUCAAGUCGACGGCUUAUCAGCAAGCGGCAGCCGAACUAAUCAGCAGGCACGAUCUGAAAAUAGCUCUCUUAGUGCACCCGUAAAUUUCGCUCCAGAACAAGAAGUUAAUACUGAGCAAGAGCAAGGGGAAGAGCAAGAGAACGAUAUUCCUGGAGAAGUAACAACCAAUCUACACGAUGUGCGACUUCUGCUAUUAGAUAGAUUAAUGCAAUUCAUACCCAAUUUAUCGAAUGUUCCGGGUGUUCGAGCGAUUCCUUUUAUGCAGGUUAUCCUUAUGCUAACCUCUGAUCUCGAUGGCCAAGAUGAAAGGGAUAGGACUUGUUUCGCAAAUUUAUUGAAUUUAUUCGUGAAAGAACUUAAUAUGGAGAAACCUGAUAUAAAUGAAAUAUGCUGUAGAACAAAUAAGAGGGAAGUGCAUCUUGUUAUUAUGAGAUUAUUAAGUGUAUUGAUGUCUCGAUCUAAAUAUAAUACAAAGAGUCAAUCUGAAAGUUCUAAUUUCACAUCUCAAAUGAUAGCAAUUAUAUUGAGCAAAUCUGGCGUCAUUGAUUACUGUUUAAGCUUAUUGAAAGCGUUACUCGAAUAUUGGAAAACUGUUUCUACGGAUGAAUCAGGAAAUAUUAUUGGUGGACAAUUAUUAAAGGAACAUCUUAUAACAUCGCCACCUGACAUGUCACCAUUCUUCUUACGCUUAUAUGUAAAAGGCCAUGCUAACGAUGUUUUCGAACCUUAUCCUCAAUUGCUAACAGAAAUGGCCUUAAGAUUGCCAUAUCAAGUACAUAAAUAUGCAGAGGCUAAUACAGUUCAGCCAGCAUUUGAUAAGCAAUCAUGGUACUUUUAUCUUUGUGAGUAUAUGAUGUCUUAUCAAACACCAUUUGUACGUCGUCAAGUUCGAAAGCUGUUGUUAUUCAUAUGUGGUAAUAAAGAAAAAUAUAGGCAACUCCGUGAUCUUCAUGCUUUAGUUUCUCAUGUAAAAUCUGUUCAACAAUGCUGUAAUAGCGGAGGAUAUGAUGUUCUCGAGCCCAUACCUCAUUCAAUAAAUUUACCAUAUGAUUCUUUAGUCGAAUUAAUAGAACAUUUGAAAUGUUGUGUUGAAAUAGCCACUAGUCGAACGGGUAAUUGGCAACGAUUCUGUUUGAAGCAUAAUACAGUAUUAUCUUAUUUAUUUACAAUAUCGACGCUUUUGGACGAAGGAGUUAGUCCAACUGUUUUACAAUUGCUUCAGUGUGCCAUUUGUUCUUCAUCAAAGACAAAAGAUGUAAAAAGCAAAGAUUUAAAAUCAGCAAUCAAUACUAAAGAGAGGCGAGAUCGUGACAAAUCUGAAGAUUCUGAUAGCGAAGCUAAAUUUGAAGAAACUCAGUGUAUUAUUUUAGUUGAACAGAUCCAGAAGCAAGUUUCUCCUGCUUUACUCACCAAAUUUAUACAGACUUUCCUUUUAGAAACAAAUAAUACAAAUAUUCGUUGGCAAGCCCAUUCUUUAAUUCUUGCUUUUUACAAAAACUCUAUUGCUACCGAUCAAGAGGCUCUUCUAGAUCACUUAUGGCGUCUUUGGGCACUUUUACCAAUUUAUGGACGUAAAGCUGCUCAAUUUGUUGACCUAAUCGGUUACUUUUCUCUUCGAACACCUCAUAAUGGCAAGAAAAUGUAUUCGUACAUGGAACAAGCAGUUACCGUGCUCCAUACUCAAAACCAAUUACUUGCUCGACAUCCCAAUGCUAACCUUUAUGCCAAUUUAGCUCAAUUCGUUGAGCUUGAUGGUUACUAUCUAGAAAGCGAGCCCUGCCUUGUUUGCAACAAUCCAGAAGUUCCAAUGACCACGAUAAAGCUUUCAUCUAUCAAAAUUGAUUCCAAGUUCACGACGACCACGCAAAUCAUCAAAUUAGUUGGUAGUCAUACCAUCAGUCGCAUAACCCUUCGUAUCGGUGAUUUAAAACGGACGAAAAUGGUUCGCUCCAUUAAUGUUUUCUACAAUAACAGAACGGUUCAGGCUGUUGUCGAAUUGAAAAACAAGCCCGCCAUGUGGCAUAAGGCAAAAAAAAUAAGUCUUGUUCAAGGUCAGACUGAAGUGAAAAUGGAAUUUCCUUUACCUAUCGUUGCGUGCAAUCUGAUGAUAGAGUAUGCCGAUUUUUAUGAGAAUAUUCAGGCGUCUUCGGAAACCCUCCAAUGUCCACGUUGCUCAGCGAGUGUUCCAGCUAAUCCUGGCGUAUGCGCCAAUUGUGGCGAGAAUGUUUUUCAAUGCCAUAAGUGUCGAGCCAUCAAUUACGAUGAAAAGGAUCCGUUUUUGUGUCAUGCCUGCGGUUUCUGCAAAUACGCUAAAUUUGAUUAUACAUUAACUGGUAGACCUUGUUGUGCCGUGGAUCCUAUAGAAAGUGACGAGGAUCGGAAAAAGACUGUAGUGACAAUAAACACAUUACUAGAGAAGGCGGAUAGAGUCUAUAAGACAUUGAUAGCAAACAAGCCAAGUCUGGAGAUGUUGCUAGUGAAGAUAUCGGAACAUCGACUCGAUCGAUUACUUGACGAUGGUGUAGUGACUCAAACGACAACAGGAGGUAGCGCCCAAGUGAAUCGGGCCAUACAGCUACUCGCGCAGAAGUACUGCGGCGAAUGCAAAACGUCUUUUGAGGAGCUUAGCAAAAUCAUACAGCGUGUGCUGGCUUGUAGGCGCGAGCUCGUUGCUUACGACAGAAAUCAGCGUGAUCAGGGGACUUUCCAGUUUCAGCGAACGACCAUCGUCACCGAGGGCCCGGAGAAAGACACAAGCUCGACAAUCCCGAUGGUUGGCAGAUGUUACGGAUGCGCUUCUUCGGCUACCGAGCACUGUCUCACUCUGCUCAGAGCUCUUGCAACUAAUAACGUGGCCAGGGAGGUACUAUGUAAGCAAGGACUAAUUCAAGAAGUGGUGGAGCACAAUCUCAGGAGAGGGACCAUCCAGGUACAAGAAGAGGUGAGACAAUUGUUAUGUCUUGUUACUCGGGAUAACGCACAAUCAACGAAGGAGUUAUGCUCACUAUUAACGAAUAGAGUGACUAUGACUCUAAGGGGUAGAGUCGUGACAUCAGAUCUAUCCACUGCUGUCAGGUAUGAAAUGGCUCUAUUAGGGGCACUUAUACAGAAGGAAGAUACGUGUUGGGAGCAGAAAUUGAGAUGCGUGAUGCAGUUGUUCUUGAUGGCCUGCAAAGAUUCUAAAAGUCCUGUGGUCAUGGAGAGUAUUAUUUUGCCUUGUCUUAAAAUACUACAAAGUUUAUUAAGACCCGAUCAACCAGUUUCAAAAAAGAACAAGGAUAAGACAAUUGACUCUUUAGCAACGGUUCAACCUCCUGAUGGGGUUAGUAUCGAUUUGGCAAAGUGGCUUAAUGGCGAUAUUAAAAAUUCUUAUGCUGAAUGGUUGCAAAGAAUGCCAAAAAAGAAGUCAGAUUCACAACAGAACAAGACUUUGAAAAAGGAGGAGGCUAGAAUACUCUAUUUGAGCGAAAAAUAUGGACACCGAUGGUAUUACCGCUGUACCCGCUUACGCGGCACUCAGCCUCUUAAACUCACAAAUGGCUCUUGGCUUAAGGAGGUGAUUUUUAAUCCAAGUUCACGACUCGCUCGGCAAGUCGUCUGCAAUAUGGUAGAGAAUUUGUGUCAAGGCACCGAUCGUAAAAAAGAAGUCCUACUUCUUCUUACGGGGUACCUAGACGAAUUGUGUAUCGCUGGGGAAAGCAGUGCCGAAUAUCUUUCUCUUUAUGAAAGCCUUAUCAGGCAAGGCCCUUGGAAGCAGUUCUUAGCAGUUAGGGGCGUUCUAAAUAUAUUGGCUGAUUUGUUGACAAGAGAGAUUGCUGAGCUACACAGAUUAGAAGAGACAACCCUGACGAGUGAUCUUGCUCAGGGAUAUGCAUUAAAAAUGUUAACAGAGUUAUUGGCAUUCUUUCUUGAGCAGGAGAAUAUUAAGCAACAUUAUAAAGGUAGACUAGUCGGAGCAGUACUCAAUGGGUAUUUGUCACUAAGGAGACUUGUUGUGCAGCGAACAAGACUAAUCGACGAUACCCAAGAUACUCUACUCGAGCUAUUGGAAGAGAUGACUACAGGGACACAGGAGGAGACCAAAGCAUUUAUGGCAGUUUGUGUUGAAACAGUGCAAAAAUAUAGUCCUCAGGAUAUACGCACACCUGUAUUUAUCUUUGAAAGGCUUUGCUCAAUUAUAUAUCCUGAGGAAAACGACGUAGGAGAAUUCUUUUUAACUUUAGAAAAAGAUCCGCAACAGGAAGACUUUUUACAAGGACGUAUGUUAGGAAAUCCAUACAGCAGUUUACAGCCUGGCUUAGGUCCAUUGAUGCGUGAUGUCAAAAACAAAAUUUGUCAAGAUUGUGAGUUAGUUGCAUUGUUGGAAGAUGACAAUGGAAUGGAGUUACUUGUUAAUAAUAAAAUUAUCAGCUUAGAUCUUCCUGUUAAAGAGGUAUAUAAAAAAAUUUGGGUACUUGAAGGUGGUGAGUGUGAUGCGAUGCGUGUUGUGUAUAGAAUGCGUGGUCUUUUGGGUGAUGCUACCGAAGAAUUCGUUGAAACUUUGAACGUCAAUAGCGAGCAAGAAGUAAAUAACGAAGAAAUGUAUAAAAUGGCAAAUGUUUUAGCAGACUGCGGUGGUCUCCAAGUGAUGCUCGAGCGUUUAGCUGCAAUACAGGAUGUAAACAGGGCUAAACCUUUAUUGCAAGUGUUAUUGAAACUCUUUAGGCUUUCCGUUAAAGUGAAAAAGAAUCAGGAAGUCUUAAGUCAACCUGAAUUAGGAGCUGUUACGGUUUUGCUUGACGUUCUGCAACGUUGUCUUGAUACCGAGACAGACAAUUCUCAAUCAAAAGUUACAGAACAAUUACUCGAUAUUAUGGAAACUAUAUUGGCGAAUGCAGCGUCUCAGCCGUUGGACAAGUUCGAAGAGUUCUCUCGUACUUUGGGCAGUCCGGAGCAUGUAAAAGCUCUCCUCUCGUGCACACAGUCAUCCGCUGUCAGGUGUAGUACCAACGUAUUGCAACAUCUCGCAAGGGUUCUCGCAGCUUUAACUUACGGCAAUCAAGAGAAGAUGGAAUUGCUUUGCGACCACUUCAAGCCCGUCUUAAAUUUUUACAAAUUUGAUUUCGAGCAUACGUCAGAAGAUGAGCAGAAGCUCGAGCUCUUUUGCGUACUGACUCAAGGUAUUGAAAGAAAUGCCAUAGGAAAUACCUUGAAAGAUCAUAUUAUUAAUAUGAAUAUCGUAAAAGAUGCCUUCGAAUACAUAACGGUACACGCUCCUUGUGUUAAGCCAACUCUUCUCAGAACGGAUAGUGACGAGCUUAAAGAAUUUAUAUCUAAACCGGCAUUGAAAUAUAUCUUGCGCUUCCUCACUGGUUUAGCAACUGAUCAUGAGCCUACACAGCUUGCAGCGUCGCAGUUCACAAUUAGUAUAAUUCAUAGAUUGGAACAGGUCUCGUCUAACGAGCAUGUAGGUUCACUGGCUGAGAAUUUGUUGGAGGCUCUGUGCACAAAUAAAAAGGUUGCUGAGCUGAUCGAGGAGGCGCGCCAGCAUACGCGCAGCGAGAAAAAGCGUUUGGCAAUGGCUAUGCGCGAGCGGCAACUCGGUGCAUUGGGUAUGCGAACGAACGACAAAGGCCAGGUUACGGCGAGUGGCACGAUUCUUCAGCAGAUGGAGGACCUCGGCGACGAGACCGGUCUCGUUUGCGUCAUCUGUCGAGAGGGUUACAAAUUCAAACCAAAUAUGGUUCUCGGCAUCUAUACAUUCACAAAGCGUUGCAACGUGGAGGAGUUUGAGUCGAAGCAGCGCAAGACUGUGGGUUACACGACCGUUUCACAUUUCAAUGUUGUUCACGUUGACUGCCAUAUGUCGGCGGUACGAUUAGCGCGAGCGCGCGACGAAUGGGAAAGCGCCGCCCUGCAAAAUGCAAAUACAAAGUGCAAUGGAUUAUUACCGCUGUGGGGACCGCAGGUUCCAGAAUCAGCGUUUGCCAGCUGCCUUGCAAGGCACAAUACGUAUCUGCAAGAGUGUACGGGUCAUCGAGACAUUUCAUAUUCAUCAACGGUACACGAUUUAAAGUUGUUGCUCCUUCGUUUCGCCCAGGAGAAGAGUUUUCACGAUGAUACGGGUGGUGGCGGCCCUCAGUCCAAUAUACACAUUAUACCUUACCUCAUACAUAUGGCGCUCUACGUUAUUAAUACCACGAGAUCAGCAUCGAGAGAGGACAAAGCUCUUGUCGCCUACCUCGAAUCAACUCCCACUUCUUCUUGGCUAGAUAAUUGUUAUGACGCUGAGGGCCCGAUUUAUCAGUGCACCUUGUCCAUUUUGAUUAUGACGCCAACUCGCUGGAAUCAGACGAAACUCACGCAACUGCGAAGGUUGAUCAUUCUCGCGCAUCAGAGAUAUGUUUCACCUUCAGCGACGACCAAAUCUCUCACUGAUACUACCGUCAAAGAUUAUUCGGUUUAUAAGAGCGUUCUGAUAUUUUUCAAUAUUGUUCAGUGUAUUUAUGGAGUCUUUUUUAAGAAAGUUAAUGUUCUGAGCGAUGACCAAUGGCCAGCCGUUUUAGCGGAAUAUAUUAGACAUAACGAUGAGGCUUUACUCAAAGCUUCCGAGAAAAUUCUCGCAGCUUAUCGCGAUGAGUUUUUGCCUUGUGCAAGUUUUGAAGAAUUUUGCGAUGUUGCAGGAUUACUUGAUGAAAUUUCUAACCCUUCAACAUUUAUAAGCGAUCUUUUACAAAGUCUCGCCUAGCCGAAAGUUUCUUAUAAUUUUGAGUCUGUGAAAGAAAAAACAAAUUAACACAAGUGUACUUUUUUUUUUUUUUACCAAUUUGCUUGCUUUUAUUUAUGUGAUAACAACCAAACAUACCGCAUGUCCUUAAGUGACGUGGGUAGCUAUAAAUGUUUAACGUAUUUGAAAAAGAUAUUCAUUAUUUUAUAAUCUUACAUAAAUUAUAGUAAUAUGGUUUUCGUUAUAAAUUAAGUGUAUUACCUCGCGUUUUCGUUUCAUUUAUGCGCUUAUAUAAUUAAAUAAACCCUGUAAUAUUACAAAUUAUAAUUUGAAUUAAA
Molecule: messenger RNA, 16355 nt
Organism: Ceratosolen solmsi marchali
Lineage: Eukaryota; Metazoa; Arthropoda; Insecta; Hymenoptera; Agaonidae
Gene: poe
Product: E3 ubiquitin-protein ligase-like protein poe
Exons: 59
Coding region: 208-16038 (5276 amino acids)
Molecular function (GO): zinc ion binding; protein binding
Source: RefSeq, a predicted model, not a curated record